AUCUCUGUUUUUAUCACAACUUGCACAUGUUUUUGUUUACAUUCAUUCCAAAAAUAUACCAAAGGUUUUAUUAAAAUAUAAUAUCUGUUUUAAAAAUGACUUCCACCGAUGAAAAUGUUGAUGCCUUGCCUAAUAUAUUAAUAACAGGAACUCCUGGUGUGGGCAAAUCAUACAUUUGCCAACGAAUUUCAGAGCAAUUAAAACUCAACUGGAUAGACUGUUCAAAAGUGGCAAAAGAAAAAGAAUUUAUUGAAGAAUAUGAUGAGGAGUAUGAUUGUCCCAUUUUGGAUGAAGAAAAACUCAUGGAUUAUAUGGAACCACUCAUGCAAAAAGGUGGUAAUGUGAUAGAGUAUCAUGGUUGUGACUUCUUUCCUGAAAGAUGGUUUCAGGCAGUAUUUGUUGUAACCUGUCCAAAUAACACCGUUUUAUAUGAUCGCCUUAAAGAACGUGACUACAAUGAAAAGAAAUUGAAAUCAAAUUUGGAAUGUGAAAUAUUUGGUACCAUUUUGGAGGAGGCUAAGGAUUCGUACAAACCCGACAUUGUAUUCGAAUUAAAAGGCGAAACAAAACAGGAUGCUGAACAAAGUUUAAAGGCGAUUAAAAGUUGGUUUAAGGCAUGGAAACGAAAAUAGAAUGUAAACAUCUUAAUAAUCUCACCUGUAAAGCAAGAAUUAAUGAGCUAGUUUCAUAAGAUCAUUCAACACUGGUACUCGCACUUUCCUUUGUAACACAAUUCGACAAUUAAAAUAUAGAAAUAAAAAUUCUAUAGCGAAUACAUUUAACUAAAAAAUAUAAUUACUAUUUUAGCUGUAAGUAAAAUGUAUUAAUAGAAAAUACUAUUAAAAUGAAUUGUUGCAUCUGUAAUUAAAAGUUUUUUAUAUAAAUAUAAGUAAAUAUCUUGAAACUUUGUUAAAAAAAA
Calliphora vicina (urban bluebottle blowfly) is the source of this 919-nucleotide messenger RNA. It is a transcript of the gene Ak6, whose product is annotated as adenylate kinase isoenzyme 6. Gene Ontology annotation, molecular function: AMP kinase activity; ATP binding; ATP hydrolysis activity. NCBI's taxonomy places the organism in Eukaryota, Metazoa, Arthropoda, Insecta, Diptera, Calliphoridae. The record is from RefSeq and is a predicted model, not a curated record. The coding region runs from base 96 to 632 and encodes 178 amino acids. Gene Ontology annotation, cellular component: cytoplasm; nucleus. The transcript has 3 exons.